This is a messenger RNA of Drosophila kikkawai, 1607 nucleotides long. The record is from RefSeq and is a predicted model, not a curated record. NCBI's taxonomy places the organism in Eukaryota, Metazoa, Arthropoda, Insecta, Diptera, Drosophilidae.
AACCGGGGGAAUGAGUGGGUAAAUUUGUGUGUGUGUGUUUGUCAAGGGGCAGCUGUAAAAGAAAAACAUUAAAGAACAUGCGAACAGACUGCACGGUAGGGAAGGGAUGAGCAUGUGGCCUCCAGUCCAGCAGGAGGAGUAUUUAGGGCAGUGUGUGUGAGAGGCCAUUGAAUUGGUUUUGUGUGUUUAAAUGUAAGCCGCGCGUGUUAUAGUGUUGUCAAAUGUCGACUCUCGAUGUUUAUUGUUGUGUGUGUGACGGGCAAGGGUUAGGGAACCUACGGCCCGAGGACAGAGCUAGCCGGAUCUAGCCUGGAUGCGGGCCAUGUGCUGUGUCCAAUGCAGCAAUGUGAUCACCGAGGCAGUCAUCAAGGCCAGUGCCACCACCAAGUCAGCCUACUGCACAAGGGAAAGUCGCUUCAGGUGCAUUGUGCCGUAUCCACCCAACAGCGACAUCGAACUGGAGCUGCAUGUGUGCGACAUAAUCUACGUGCAGCGCAAGCAGAAGAACCGCUGGUACAAGGGCAAGCAUGCGCGUACUCCCAAAACCGGACUCUUCCCCGCCGCCUUUGUCGAACCGGACCCCUAGGCUGCCUUUCAACAGGACCAACCAGAAUUUAUUAAGCGAAAUUCCAAAUUACUUGUCAACAUUAAUUUAAGUCGCCGGUCGAUUCGGGCUUCCAAUUCGCAAUCUCCUAAUGCUCUUUUUGAAAAAGAAUUAGUUUUGUACUUCUUUUCCGCUCAAAUGCGCAGUUCGACGAUGUACUUUUUAUACAAUCCCUAAUCAAGAUAGGCUAGUUAUUAACUAGGUCCUAAACCCAAUUUACUUAAGAGUAAAAAAUAUAAUAAAGCAACAAAUUAAAUGCAUUUUGUUACGGAACUGCAUAUUCCCUGGGCAAUGCCGGACUAGCUCAGUGGAUGCCCAGGGGGGGUAGGAACCUAUGCCCGCAGUCCGCACAACAAAAUACCGAUUAAUCGGACGUCUCAACAAAACUCCUCACUAACAAAUAACACAUCUCUAACAAAUAAAUGUAAACAAACCAAAAAAAUGACGACUUUUGCGGAAUGGUGGCAUAGAUGGAGUCGCCACGACGCUCCCUCCCAACCUGUGGUGCCUCCGGUGUGUCUAGGGGCACCACCCAUCUCCGGCGGACCGGAGUCUAAUCCAGGCGGCUCGACGGCCGGCCCAUCUCCCCAGGUACUUAAGGCUAACAUUGCACAGUGGUUCGGCUUGUAUGGAGCUGCGGCCAUAAUUACUUCUAGAUGUGCUAUCGCUAUGAAAAUUUCACCAAAAAUCUAGAAAAAUGUUUUAAGUAUAUCCACAAAAAAUUGGCCAUAUUGCUCGACUAUAUCAUAUAGCUACCAUAGAAACAAUCUGUUAAAAAUCAACAUUUAGUAUGAAAAACUUUUUUGUUUUUCAAAAUAUCUUAACCAAUUUUACAGAUUAUAUGUUUGGUACAGGUUUAUAUAUUCCUACCAACUUUGGUUAAAAUCAGAUCUCUAUAUCGUAUAGCUCCCAUACAAAAUUUUUAUUAAAUUAUUUUUUUUCCAAGACCUAACUUUAAUUUUUAAGUUUUUGUUCUCUUAAUGAGAACGUUAGUGAAAUAUAA